Messenger RNA from Fraxinus pennsylvanica, 1758 nucleotides. The record is from the annotation of a GenBank genome assembly. Lineage: Eukaryota; Viridiplantae; Streptophyta; Magnoliopsida; Lamiales; Oleaceae.
AUGUGUGGGUGUGUAGGUGUAGCUUUGCUGAGAUUUAAAGAGGGAGUGGAGAGCGAUCCAUAUGGGGCUUUAUCAGAUUGGAAUGAAGAAGUUGGAGUGGAAAAUCCAUGUUCCUGGAACCUGAAAGAUCUAUGUCUGAGAGGCACUCUAGCUCCGGAUCUCGGGAACCUGGUUCAUGUGAAAUCUAUGAUUUUACGCAACAAUUCUUUCUCUGGUCUCAUUCCAGAAGAGAUCGCUAAGUUGAACGAAUUAGAAGUAUUGGACCUUGGAUAUAAUAACUUCAGUGGACAGCUUCCAUGUCAUUUUAUCAAUAAUUUCUCAAUAGCAAUUCUCUUACUGGACAAUAAUGUGCUUCUUGGCAAAAUGCAUCCUGAAAUUUAUGAGCGUCAAAAGCUAUCUGAAGUUCAAGUGGAUGGAUGUCUGCUAUCCAGCAGCACAGAAAUACCAUCUUGCAGUGACAGAUUAAUCUCAGGGAAUUUAGGACAAAUGGGAGAUGUAGCUCAACGGAAAUUGUUAGAAGACCCUAAAUGGCGAUUUCAACAGUAUUUUCGCCCGCCAACACCGCAACCCACAUCUGGAAUUUCUCCAACACAAGAACCAUCCCCUUCUCCUUCUCCCCCUCCAGCUUCUUCUCCUGCAAGUAUUUCUCCAUCUUCACUUCCUAACCCAGCAAAAAAUUCUUCUGAGACAGCUAAAAAUUCUGGGCCAAAUCAUCAGAGAGUUCUGAUAUUAUCUGGAGCUAUUGGAGGUCCUUUGUUACUUUUGUUUAUAAUUGCUGGCAUAUGGUUUUGUCAAUGUAGUAAAGUUGCUACUGUCAAGCCUUGGGCUACGGGAUUAAGUGGACAGCUGCAGAGAGCAUUUGUAACAGGGGUCCCAAAGCUUAAGAGAUCAGAACUUGAGACUGCUUGUGAAGAUUUUAGCAAUGUAAUCGGCUCUUCAUCAAUCUGCACAUUGUAUAAGGGUACACUGUCCAGUGGAGUUGAAAUAGCUGUUGCAUCUCCGGCUGUUGCCUCUGCAAAGGACUGGUCAAAUAGUCUAGAAGUCCAGCUCAGGAAUAAGGUUGAUACACUUUCAAAAGUGAAUCACAAAAAUUUUGUCAACUUAAUUGGAUAUUGCGAGGAAGAGAAACCCUUCACUAGAAUGAUGGUUUUUGAGUAUGCUCCCAAUGGAACACUCUUCGAGCAUCUACACAUAAAAGAAGCUGAACACUUGGACUGGGCAAUGCGACUGAGAAUAGCAAUGGGGAUGGCGUACUGUCUGGAGCACAUGCACCAGUUGACACCGGUAGUACCCCACAGGAACUUGACUUCUUCAGCCGUAUAUCUCACUGAAGAUUACGCAGCGAAAAUAUCGGAUUUUGGCUUCUCGGGUGAUGGAUCUUCAGAUGAGAUUGAACCAAAUCCGCAGAGUAAUGUCUACAGCUUUGGGGUUGUACUAUUUGAGAUGAUAACUGGUAAACUGCCUUAUAUAGUUGGUAAUGAUUCACUUGAUGACUGGGCAUCGGAUUAUCUUAGAGGAAGUCUGUGCAUUAGAGAAAUAGUGGAUCCUACUUUGACAUCGUUUCAAAAAGAUCAACUCGAACAAAUUGGUAGUUUGAUCAAAUCAUGUGUUAAUCCUGAGCCGAGUCAGAGACCAUUGAUGAGAGAAGUUGCUACAAGAUUGAGAGAGAUAACAUCCAUAGCACCUGAUGUAGCGAUACCGAAACUGUCCCCUCUUUGGUGGGCAGAGCUUGAGAUUCUGUCUACUGAGGCUAAUUAA